Molecule: messenger RNA, 987 nt
Organism: Zeugodacus cucurbitae (melon fly)
Lineage: Eukaryota; Metazoa; Arthropoda; Insecta; Diptera; Tephritidae
Gene: mRpS2
Product: 28S ribosomal protein S2, mitochondrial
Exons: 2
Coding region: 108-887 (259 amino acids)
Biological process (GO): translation
Cellular component (GO): ribosome; mitochondrial small ribosomal subunit
Molecular function (GO): structural constituent of ribosome
Source: RefSeq, a predicted model, not a curated record
AUUUAAAUCUUUACUGACAACUUUUCUAUUGGCAUCUCAAACAGCUGUUCAUCAGCAGUCCGGCGUGAUAAUUGAUAAAUUGGGUUAAAAGUCAUAAAAGUACCAAGAUGUUACAAAACUCUUUAAAAUCAGCUGCACGUAUUUUCAAUUAUCAUAAUGUUUGCGCCAUUCCAAAGCGACUACAACAGACCCAAAGCGCUACAAACAUACCCGCAACAGAACCUGAAAAUAUUGCUGUAAUAGAGGAACGAAUACUGAAGCACCCUGAUUAUUUCCAAGUGCAUAAUCUAUUUACUGUACGAGAUCUCUUCAAUGCUAGAGUUCAUUAUGGUCACAAAGAAGGGUCGUUAGAUGAUCGCAUGCGUCCCUACAUAUACGGAAGUCGUCUUGGUCACCUUAUAUUCGAUUUAGAUGUAACCGCUUCACAUCUCCGCGAUGCAUUAAACAUAGCUGCACAUAUCGCAUUUCGUGAUGGCAUUAUAUUGUUCUUUAAUCGAAAUGCGCUCAACGCUCAUCUUGUGGAGAAAAAAGCUAUGGAGGCCGGUGAAUUCUCACAUACGCGUUUUUGGCGAGGCGGUAUUUUUACGAAUGCUAACGUCCAGUUCGGUGCCGUAACGCGUUUGCCUGAUUUGUGCAUUUUCUUGAAUACACAAAACAAUAUAUUGACACAGCAUGUGGCAGUGCGAGAUGCAGCGAAAAUGGCCAUACCCACAAUUGGUAUUGUGGACACUAACUGCAAUCCUAAUUUGAUUACUUAUCCAGUGCCCGGAAAUGAUGAUUCACCGGCUGCAGUAGAGUUAUAUUGCAAUCUUUUUAAAGCCGCAAUAUUACGCGGCAAGGAAAAAAGGAGAGAAUUGCUGGGAGAAACUGAAAGCUCCAGUAGUUAAAAAUCAUAUUGUAAAUCACAGCACCCUAACCAAAAAAGUAAUAAAUUGUAAAAGUAAUAAAAAAAUUGUUUCUACACAAGAGUGUCUGUUAUGAAAAUAA